AUGUCCAAAACCUUCAGCAGAAACGAUGUCGGGUCGCACAACAAGGCCGACGAUCUAUGGUUGAUUGUCGAUGACGACGUCUACGACCUGACCAAGUUCCAAGAUGAGCACCCCGGCGGCAAGAAAAUCCUGACCCGAGUCGCCGGCAAGGAUGCGUCCAAGCAGUUCUGGAAAUACCACAAUGAGGGCAUCCUCAAGAAAUACAAACCCACCCUCCAGGUCGGAUCGCUAGACACCAAGCCCAAAGCCGAAGAACCAAAGCCCAAGGCCGGAGCCGAUGCCGAUGCCAAACCAUCCUCGACCUAUGCUGCACCUGAACCUGCGAAACAGCUCAAGAAGUCCGCCGCGCCCUCGGUUACGGAGAAGGCAGAGAGCGAAGCUCUAGAGCCGUUUGGCGCCCAAAUUCCCUUCGGCGACCCCAGUUGGUAUCAAAGCUACCAUUCACCCUACUUCAAUGAGUCGCACGCUGCACUACGAGCCGAGGUUCGCGAGUGGGUCGAGAACGAGAUCGAGCCGAACGUCACCGAGUGGGACGAGAACAAGGAGGUGCCCAAGGAGAUCUUCCUCGAGGCCGGCCGCCGCGGCUACCUCGCCGGCUUGCUGGGAGUGCAUUACCCCGUCGAGUACACAAAGAACACGGUAAAGUCGGUGGCGCCGGAUCAGUGGGACCUCUUCCACGAGAUGAUCGUCACCGACGAGCUGUCGCGUGUCGGCUCCGGUGGUUUCGUCUGGAACAUGAUCGGUGGGUUCGGCAUCGGCGGCCCGCCGCUCAUCAAGUUCGGCAAGAAAGCCCUGAAGGAUCGGCUCAUCCCCGGCAUCCUGUCCGGCGAGAAGCGCAUCUGCUUGGCCAUCACCGAGCCCGAUGCGGGAAGUGACGUUGCGAACCUGACGUGCGAGGCGAAGCUGUCGGAGGAUGGCAAGCAUUACAUCGUCAACGGCGAGAAGAAGUGGAUCACCAACGGCAUAUGGUGCGAUUACUUCACCACUGCUGUACGGACAGGCGGCGAGGGCAUGAACGGUGUGUCAUUGCUUCUGAUCGAGCGUGAAUCCGGCGGUGUGAGCACGAGGCGGAUGAACUGCCAGGGUGUGUGGUCCAGCGGCACAACUUACAUAACUUUCGAGGAUGUCAAGGUACCGGUGGAGAAUUUGCUCGGCAAGGAGAACCAGGGCUUCAAGGUCAUCAUGACUAACUUCAACCACGAGCGCAUGGGCAUCAUCAUCCAGUCGGUGCGCUUCUCGCGCGUCUGCUACGAGGAGUCUGUCAAGUACGCCAACAAGCGUCGGACGUUUGGCAAGAAGCUGAUCGAGCAUCCGGUGAUCCGCAUGAAGCUGGCCAACAUGGCGCGGCAGAUCGAGGCCUCGUACAACUGGCUCGAGAACCUCAUCUACCAGUGCGAGAAGAUGGGCGAGACCGAGGCCAUGCUGCGCCUCGGCGGGCCCAUCGCCGGCCUCAAGGCGCAGAGCACGCUGACGUUUGAGUUCUGCGCCCGCGAGGCCAGUCAGAUCUUCGGCGGCCUGAGUUACUCUCGCGGAGGCCAGGGUGCCAAGGUCGAGAGGCUGUACCGCGAUGUCCGCGCUUAUGCUAUCCCUGGUGGCUCUGAGGAGAUCAUGCUCGAUCUGAGUAUGCGGCAGAGCUUGAGGGUUGCGAAGGCGACCGGUAUGAAGCUGUAA
Messenger RNA from Anthostomella pinea, 1671 nucleotides. The record is from the annotation of a GenBank genome assembly. Lineage: Eukaryota; Fungi; Ascomycota; Sordariomycetes; Xylariales; Xylariaceae.